Molecule: messenger RNA, 4627 nt
Organism: Camarhynchus parvulus
Lineage: Eukaryota; Metazoa; Chordata; Aves; Passeriformes; Thraupidae
Gene: MAVS
Product: mitochondrial antiviral signaling protein
Exons: 7
Coding region: 421-2310 (629 amino acids)
Source: RefSeq, a predicted model, not a curated record
UUGGGGCUGCAUCGACCCCCGCGGCCGCCACGGUCCCGGCCGCCACCUCCGGCCGCUUUGCCAGGGGGAUCUGCGAGCGGAGAACCUCCUGGAGCUCCCCCGGGGGCUGAAGGUCGAGCUGAGGGCAGGGGGGCCCCGCCGUGAGGGCGCGCAGAGCCACGUCGCGGCCUGCGGGCCGCUGUUCCCUGUGGGAAGGACCCCUGUGUUUUCCCCUUUGGUUUUCCCAUUGGUUAUGCGGGAUUCCCGCCGUGGCCUCUGGCGCUUGUCUUGGCCGUGGCGCUUGUUUUUCCCUAUCGGCUGUCGUGACCCUGCCGCCAGGCCGGCCCCCAACCCUCCGGCGGAAUCCAAACAUCCGAACAAGCAGAGUGGGAAUAAACGCAGCAUGGGCGGUGGUAGAAAGAAGCGAGGUGCUGAGCCACGAUGGGUUUGGCUGAGGACAAAGUGUACACCCAUAUUACGAGAAACCUCAAGAAGUUCGGGACUAUUCGAGUGGCGUCGCUGGCCGAUUCCCUGACCUGCCUGGUCGAUUCUGACAGAGAUGAGCUCCUCGCCCGGGAGGAGACACGGGGCAACCAGGCAGCUGUGUUUAGGUUCUAUCAGCACCUGAAGUGCCGCAAGGGCUGGGUGCAGGAUCUCAUCCAGGCACUGCACCACAACAACGCAGGGCACCUGGCUGAUGAGCUGCAGGAAGUCUAUGAUGCCUGGCAACCUCGACCUCGUUCCUCAGCUCCUGCUGCUGCCUCCUCCCUUCCCAGUGAUGCCCAUCCCAGUGCCUCCACCAUCAGUGCCCAGACACCACCCCGGGGGCCAAAUCCUGCCCCGUUGGCUGGGCAGCCACGCCGAGACCUGGCCACUGGUGACCAUCCCCCUGUCCUGCCCAGUGCUGGCACCACCACGAGCACGGAGCUGGAGGCCAGACUGCCUGUGCAGGAAUCGCUCCCCAAAAAACUCCUGGAGCAAGAGAGUCCCCAGCCAGUUCCACCUGGGAGCAAAGUCCAUGGCGGAGCAAGCGGCAGGCACAGCGGAGAGGGGAAUCUCUCACACCCUGCCGGGGCCGUGCCGGUGACAGCAGUGACACCAGGGGUGGCCGUGCCACCAGCCGUGUCCCCAGAGCAGGGCCGGGACUGGCUGAGCCGCCGGCCGGUGUGUGUGGACAAUGGCUUUUUUGGGAAUGCCAACCACCUGCACCGUGGCACGCCCAGCCUGGGCCUGGGCAGGGCUGCUCCAUCGAGGGAUGCAGAUGCCACUCACAGCCCUGGGCAGCCCAGGAAUGAGCCUGAAGAGAGCUCGGAUGUCUCCACAGAGUCACCACCAAGGCUGGAGGGGGCCACUCGUGCUGUGGUGCAGCAGCCCCCAAACCCAGUGCCAAAAAAGCAGCCUGUGCCAAGCUCUGGGCAGGGUGAGCCCACGAGCAGCUUCGUGGAUGUGCGCAGCCCCCUCCUCAUCCAGGAGCAGUUUGAUGUGGAGAAGAAGCGGGUUGGGAUGCUGCCAGAGCACCCAGCGAGUGGAGGUGCUUCAAUGGAAACAGCUACCCUGGGUGCCACCCCUGUGCCCAGAGCCACUUUCCCAUCCCGUGACAGCUCUGUGAAGUCUCUUACGCAAGAGAAGAAGCUGCCCGUUGGGAAUACAGCCAGCAGCACCCCCUCUGUGCCAACCAAGGAGAAAGUGCUGCCAGCCUCGGCAAACCCUGUCCUGGGCACAGCUGUGGUAGGUGGCUCCGAAGGCGUGGCUGGGAGAUCGGCUUCCCGGGUGAGCUCUGCCACCAGCAUCUGGGCACCUCAGAGUGAUGAGGAGAGGGAAGAGGAGCUCAGCAAGCCAGGUGUCCUUGUGUCCACGCCUCGUGGCAGCCCAGAGGUGGCCAGCAGAUGCCCGAGCUCUCAGGAGCCCAGCAACCCCUGUUCCAGCACCUCCAGCAGCCUUGGCCUCAGCAGCGACCCAAUCCUGGUGAGCAGGGAUAGCCUGAGCUCAGGGGCAGCAUUGCCCAGAGUCUCCUCAGUUCCUGCAGGCCCCAGAAAGGAGGCACCUGGAGCAAGCAGAGACUCCUGUCCUGCUCCAGGCUGGGACAGCAGCUCCCUGGGCACCCACGAGCUCCGUGUGGAUCAUCACCCCAGCGUCCAGCUUGAAGCUGGCAGUGAUGGGGUCACUCCCCUUGGAAGCUCCGUGAAUUCCAGCUCUGGCAGUGCCACCAGCUCACCUCAGGCCAGAGCCCCAAAGGGGGACAGCAAUGGCCUGUCCCUGCUGUACAUCCUUCCAGCUGUUGGUGUCAUUUCUGCCGUGGUGUUUGCCGUGUACGCCCGGCUGCGGAAAUAGCGGAUGGGACACCACGACCGUGACACAGCCAGGGGGUUCCUCUAGCAACAGGAUUUUGGCCAAUGCAUUUGAAGCCUGAAGAGUAGCAAAGGGCAGUAGGGGCGUUGUUAAAUCUUUUUCUGGAAGGUUCUGCUGGAAGAGGCCUUGGUACAUGAUGCUUUGGGUUUGGGUCUGUUCCCUCCCAUUUCCCAGCCAUCUUCUUGGCUGUAGCCUUCUCUUUUUACACCCCUCAGGGAGAAGAUCUCGCUCCAAAAUGUUCCAUUGAGUCAAAAAGGAAAGCACUUAUGGUGAUUCUCCAUGUCUUGUUUGGUCCCAGGAAGUCUCAGGGAAACAUAUACUGGUGAUCCAAAGGGUGACCUCCAGUUCCUUUGUGCAAUGCAGCCAGGAGAGGUGAUGCAGAUAUCGUGUAACAGCAGAGCUGAUUUUCUUGGCUCUGCUCAUCUUGGUUUAAAAAUGUGCCCAAGGGUGGGUGCAGCAGCCUCCACUGGACAUCUCAUGUUCAGUUUACCUUACUUGGUGUCUCUGGCUCUGCUGCUCCUUCUGGGAUUGUUUCAUGUAGUACUGACCCUGGGAAUAAACAUGAGGGUCAGGAAAGAGCUGCAUCUAACCAGCAUUAUCAAGGAUCAGCCUCAUUUCACCCCCUCCAGGCAGAGAGAGGGGUUUCUGAUUUAAGAGGAAUGUUUCAGGCAAUGCCAACUUCAAGCAGACUUGGUCCCCCAAAAGGUUGUUGUGUGUCUUUGAUUUUUAGGCUGGAUUUUUGAAGCUUGGUUGGAGGGGUAGAUGGAGUUCCUGCCCUUCCUGAUACCUGUUGCUAUGGGGUAGGGGUAUAGGAGCCUUCUGCUCAGGCUGGGACACAAACAGGAUCAACUGUGCACUGCAGGGAGGCCAUAGCAGAGUCUGAGAUGCUCUGGGCUGUGGGGAGACCUUGGAGCACCUUCCAGUGUCUAAAGGGCUUGGAACAAACUGGUCUUGGGGAAGGUGUCCCUGCCCAUGGCAGAGGGCUGGGAUGAGAUACUCAUGAAUGGCCCUUCCAACCCCAACCAUUCUGUGAUUCUAAAAUACAGUGAAGAAGGGAAGAAGCAACAGCUUGGAGUAAUUACAUUGCUUCAGGUUGCUCCAAGCCCCAUUCAGCUUGGCCUUGAACUCUUCCAGGGAUGGAGCAGCCACAGCUGCUCUAGACAACCUGUGUCAGUGCCUCACCACCCUCACAGGGAAGAAUUUCUUCCCAGUAUCCCAUCUGUCCCUGCCCUCUGACAGUGGGAAGCCUUUCCCCUUUGUGCUGUCACUCCAGGUCCUUGUCCAAAGUCCCUCUCCAGCUCUCUUGUAGCCCAUUUAGGUACUGGAAGCUGCUGGAACGUCUCUUCCAAGUGUUCUCCAGGCUGAGCACUCCCAGGUCUCCAGAGCAGAGGGCUCAGUCCUGUGGCCUCACUCCAGCAGCUCCACAUCCUUAUGUUGGACACAGCACUGCAGGUGGGGUCUCACCUGAGCAGAGCAGAGGAGCAGAAUCAUUCCCUCAUCCCAGUAAUUCAUCCUGAAUUCCUGCCAUUAGCACAACUUCCCAAACUCUGCUCUUCCUGCUGGCAGGGAGCUCAGCCCAUCAUACCCAGAGCUUGGCCUAUGGUGGGAAAGGUCACUCUGCCCUCACUGGCUGCUCCUGCCUCCCAAGAGUUUCCUUCUGCCCAAAAAUCCAAGAAGUGCCUCCAUAAACGAAGGCCAGCCAAUAGAUGCAGGAGGGAGGUGGUUGUGCUGUGUCAGGGCUGCUUUCCAGAAGAGCUCGAGGAGUUCAUUCCUUGCUCAGUGCCUGGUGCUGAAGGAGGAAGGGACAGUCCUUUAGACACACUCAGCCCCCUCUGCCAGGAGAGGGAACGUGGGGCUGCUCUUCCCAUUACAGAUAAAAUGGUUUUCACUCCCUAACAGGAGGGACAGGAAGGGACUUGCCUUCUCCACACUUUCUGUAAUUCAGGGCAGAUCCAUGAGAUCCCAAACCAGCCUCAUCCAUACCAAGGCCCUCUUCUCUGAUGCUUUACUUGCCUGUGAAAUUCUUCCCAUGUUUUUCCAUACAUUUAAGCAACAGCUUGUACGCUUUGCCUUUUCAUGUUGGAUUUCUCUUGUGAAACAGCUGGUUUGUCACCACCUCAGACUGGGGAAAGCACACGUUCAGAUUGCUGCUGUGAAGUGCCAGGAUUUUCACAGUUGUUACAUAGCACUUUAAAGCCUUAUUGGCAGGAGCUGGUGCAGGAGGGAGCUGUGUCCCAGCACAUCUUUUACUAACAGGCUAUAAAACGCCUUUUACUAACUAUAAUAAAUUGGUUUGAUG